CCCUCCGCGCGCUCAACGCCGCGAUGUUCGCCCUGAAGACGGCGGACGGCGGCGACCCGGCGGGGCACAGCGGCCGCGCGCAGCCUGUGUGGGGCCCCGUGGCGGAGGUGGCGGGGGGCCGGCCGUCGCGCGCAGCUGUCCUGGUGGCGCUCCCUCCACCGCACGUGGCCGUCGAGGAGCAGGACGACCCGGAGCAGGACGAGGAGUACACGAGCAGCAGCGAGGACGUCACCCACCCCGGCAGCCAGGACGACCGCGGCACGACCACGGUCACCGACGACGAGGAGGAGGAGGAGGACGAGGAGCCCCCGGACUCGGACACCUUCGAGGACGCCGACAACGACUUCACAUCACCGCGGCCGUCGGUGGCACCCCGGUACAUGUACCCGCACUUCAGCCCCAUCGUGAAGUGCGCCGCCGUGCCGCUCGUCCACCCAGACCAGCGGGCGAGCAAGAGGUCGCCGGUGAGGAGCCGCCAGGAAAAAUCACACGUCGCGCCGGCACGAAGGCCGUUCGUCACGAGAAUCGGGGCGGGAGACGUUGGGGACGGCGACGUAGAGGACGGCAAUGACGACUACGAGGACAGCGACGACGAGGCGCUCCCAGAGGACAUCGAGGUUCCCCGCCAGCGGCAGCUGGGCAGGUCGCAGUCGACUCACGCGGAGUCAGCGCACCCCGACCAUCCGACGCUAGGUUCACGGUCCGUCAAUGACCUACGCCAUCGAGAGGCAACGUUUACGGUGCGGUCCCCACGGACGCGGCGGCAGGACGGCGAUCACGCUGUGCUCCAGGAUCACGACGGCCAGCCCAUCAGCGUGCGCCGUGUCCGUAGUGCACUGCUCCAUCUGAAGAGCAUCAUCGGGCACCAGGGCGACGACGUCCAGGUAUCCGCCGCGGCGGCCGCGCCCCAAGGCUACGGCGGCACCCGGCUCGUCGACGACAGCGCAGCACGAAGACAGGAGCACGCCGAUUGGUUCAGGAUGAAGAGGAGGGAGGAGGAGGAGAGGCGGCGGGCGGCGCAGCGCGCAAAGGAUGAGCAGGAGCGCAGGGAGCGGGAGGAGCGCGAGCGGCUGCUGCAGAAGGAGAUCGACCAGGAGAUCAACUUCUGCACUUGGAGACAGAGAAAGGCAGAGCUUUUGGCGAAGGCGCGACAAGACGAGGAGGAAAGGCGGAUGAGGGAGGAGCGAGAGAGAGAGGAGAACGAGAAAAGGGAAGAGGCGCGCAAGGAAAGGGCGAGUUCGGCCUACGAGAAGUGGUUGCAGGAGAAGAAAAGGACUCUCAAAGAGAAGAUGAUGCGGGACGAGGAGGCCCGGCAGAAGCGGGAGCGAAGCGCGGAACGAAAGCGGGAGCUGGCCGCCGAGGCGUUCCAGAAGUGGCGCGAGAAACAGAGCUCCGCCAGCCAAGGUAAAGGGUUGUUCACAAGGACGGCCCAUCCUUCAAACCACCGCGAGCUUAAACAACUGCGGUGCCGCCGCUGCCGCAGUCAAAAGCUCCUGCAGUCUGCCGAGCGGCUGUCCCGCCCCGCGACCUGCCCCAAAGCCGAGGCCGCCAGGACACAGGCCCCGAGGCGACCUAACAGCGAGAGACGCCUGCGCUUCGCCGAUCCCCCGCCUGUGUCGCGCGAUAGAGCCGUGGCUCACAACGUGAGCUCCAUGUUCUGCCUGGUAGACAAGCGGAGGGACGCCCUGUACGAGUCGUACCGACGAGAUGGCUUUAAAACACACUGAAAUGGAAAAGGAACGCCUAAGUCAACAUCGCCACGCGCGGGUGUUCUGUGCAGACCUGAGCCGGUGUGCCGGUGCAGGCGAGGACGGAGCAAGAGCAACCGACGAUCUGCACGGGACCAAGAGAGCUAAACGACCAACGCUUA
Frankliniella occidentalis (western flower thrips) is the source of this 1870-nucleotide messenger RNA. RefSeq names its product trichohyalin-like. Bases 24 to 1727 code for a protein of 567 amino acids. The record is from RefSeq and is a predicted model, not a curated record. Lineage: Eukaryota; Metazoa; Arthropoda; Insecta; Thysanoptera; Thripidae. The transcript has 8 exons.